This is a messenger RNA of Drosophila novamexicana, 559 nucleotides long. Its product is annotated as ribosomal protein 63, mitochondrial. Bases 83 to 403 code for a protein of 106 amino acids. Gene Ontology annotation, molecular function: structural constituent of ribosome. Gene Ontology annotation, biological process: mitochondrial translation. The record is from RefSeq and is a predicted model, not a curated record. The transcript has 3 exons. Gene Ontology annotation, cellular component: mitochondrial ribosome. NCBI's taxonomy places the organism in Eukaryota, Metazoa, Arthropoda, Insecta, Diptera, Drosophilidae.
CAGCUGUCGCAACGACUUGUGCAACAACAUUGAACGUGCAUUGGCAAAGAAAUAAUUAGGCAAAACAGUCGGCAGGCACAAAAUGCAGCUGACUUUGAUCAAUUUUUUCAAGAAAACCGUGCCCGGCCACAUAUUUCGCGGCAAGCGGCGACUGGUCAAGCCGGUGAGCAAACGUGCCAUGGACACGCUGACCCGCGAAUACGAGCGCCAGGAGCACAUCAUGUUUCUGCUGAGGCAUCCCUAUCUCACGCUGGAGCAAUCGUCGGGACACGCCAAGGAGCUGCAGAAACGCGACAAGCUGGUGGCCAAAUGGACGGAUGAGCAGACGCGCAGCAAGAUGAAGCCGCACGUGACCAUCGAAGAGCGACUGCAGCAUUUGCGAGUGAAGGAGGCCUGGGACUAACUAAUAAGCAUUUGCAGAUUCCCAAAGUCGGACAACUGCCGGAACGAUCCCUUGCAUCGGACCACUAUGUCAUCUAGUUCAAAUUGAAACAAUCGAGCGAUUAGAGUAUAAACAAAAACUUGUUAGUUUCUCAGUAUUUCAACAAUAAUAAGCUUA